UUUUAUCGAUAAGCGCGGCCGGCGUGAAUUUUUUUUUGCAAUACGCUGGACAUAAAAAAAUCAUUGAAAACCGCGGCUAAUUUUACAAUUAAAGCAAUAGGCACCAACUAAACUAUAGUGCAAUUGUUGGGAAACUAUUUCCCAUCGUAAAACCCUUGAUUUCGGUGAUCGCAUCGUACUUUUAACCAAUUCCUUGGCGGGCGGUUGUGUGUAUAACAAAAUGGCGUCCUCGCAAGUCUCAAACAAAUCGGGCUCCGGCUGGCCGCUCCGUGGAAGUGUCAGCAAUAAUAAUAACGGCACGCAGAAAUUUGCCGCGAAUCAGGCCCUGACCAUAAAUCGCACCGUCAACCUAUAUCCCCUGACUAACUACACAUUCGGCACCAAGGAGCCGCUUUUUGAAAAGGAUCCAUCGGUGCCAUCAAGGUUUCAGCGAAUGCGCGAGGAAUUCGAUCGCAUUGGUAUGCGUCGCUCCGUGGAGGGAGUGCUCCUCGUCCAUGAGCAUGGGCUGCCGCAUGUGCUGCUGCUGCAGCUUGGCACGACAUUCUUUAAAUUGCCUGGCGGGGAGCUCAAUGCUGGAGAGGACGAGGUCGAUGGCCUGAAGCGACUCCUUUCUGAGACGCUGGGUCGUCAGGAUGGCGUCAAACAGGAGUGGAUUGUCGAGGACACCAUUGGCAAUUGGUGGCGUCCCAAUUUCGAGCCACCACAGUAUCCGUACAUUCCGCCGCACAUCACCAAGCCCAAGGAGCACAAGCGGCUGUUCCUCGUUCAGCUCCAUGAAAAGGAUACGGACAGGAACGCCAGUUACGAUGUACCCUGAGCCGUUCCAUUAGCGCCGUGCUGGUGUGUCGUGCCACCCAACUCUACUAUCAAGAGAAACGAACAAACAGAAAAACAGAUCAGAAAAAAAACAGAAUUCCUCCGGGCUUAGUUUUGAUUCUAGAUUCCAUUGUACAACAUAUUAUCUCUAUCUCAAAUUUUGUAUUUGUUGCUCAGAACAGCGUGUUGGCAUAUUUUUUUGGUUCCCUCAAAAUCACUCAAAAUCCGAAAUUCAAUGAUUGUUCUUGUAUUCUUAAUUUUGUAAAUAUGUCGACAUCCAAUGUGAGACUGUAUGAGCGCAAGCUGUAUAUUUCCCCUCCCCCCAAUACUUACGAUACAUACGAUAUUAUUUGCCUUACUUCUACGAGUAUUCUUACUAUUGUCAACAACUGUCAUUGUCAUUGUCAUGUGUUCUUCUUGUCUUAAGGUUGUGUACGAAUAUA
Molecule: messenger RNA, 1259 nt
Organism: Drosophila miranda
Lineage: Eukaryota; Metazoa; Arthropoda; Insecta; Diptera; Drosophilidae
Gene: Cpsf5
Product: cleavage and polyadenylation specificity factor subunit 5
Exons: 4
Coding region: 221-817 (198 amino acids)
Cellular component (GO): mRNA cleavage factor complex
Molecular function (GO): mRNA binding
Source: RefSeq, a predicted model, not a curated record